GCCCCCCAGAGGGGCACUUUUAAAGUCACACAAUGCAAUACCAUCAGCCAUCCAAGCAAUGACACUUGCCAUCGUUAGACUUUCCUGGCCAAAUUGAGUUUGGAUGCCAGGCACCGUGGUAAAAUCAGGAGACUGACAUGACCAGAUGUCCAUUUUCAUUAUCCGUCAGCUUUUCACACAGACGCCACAAGCUAUAAAUCUGAUUUUAUCUCCUCCGCCCUCCUUCAAACCAGCAAGACUGAAGGAUCUCGCCUCGCGUCACAUUUGGCCUCCAGCUGACUGAGUGAGUCAAACCAGCAGUGACAGCCAUGUCUGAGAAAGGAAGUCCAAGAUCACUGCAUCCCGAAGACUGGGACUAAAGAUCAAUCUGUUGAAGAAGGCAGCCUCGUUGCUGGAAGCUGAAAGGGAGGAGAAGAGGCUCGAGAGAGAGAACACUCUAAACGAGCGAGUCCCUCCCUUGAAGCUCACAGGACUGUCCAUGCAAGAGCUUCAGAAUCUUUGCAAAGAACUGCACCGUAAAAUCGAUAUCAUUGACGAAGAACGGUACGACAUUGGGGCGAAAGUGGCAAAAAAUGAAGAGAAGAUUCAGGAGUUGUCCCAGAAGAUCUUCGAGAUAAAGGGCAAACUGAAAAGGCCCAACCUGAGGAGGGUGAGGAUCUCGACUGAGAACUUGCUGAGUGUCCUUCUAGGCUCCAAGCAGAAGGAGUCCAUUGACUUCAAGGCCAACCUCAAGACCGUCAAAAAGGAAGAGGAUAAGAGGGAGGAGGUGACAGACUGGCGUAAGAAUGUAGAGGCCAUGUCAGGAAUGGAGGGCAGAAAGAAGCUGUUCGACCCUGGACAGUGAACAGGACGGCAGAUCUCAGUCCACCUCCGGCUGAAAUUGACACCACGAUCUGAAAGAAUUCCUUCAACACGGUCUUUUGCAAGACAUUCGCGCCUGAGCUCCUAAUCUGCCCCAGUGUUAUCUACAGCGUCUCGUUUGAAAUUUAGUAAUUAACUAAGUAAUUGAAAUUUAGUAAUUAACCAAGUAACUGAAAUUUAGUAAUUAUGUAAUUAAUUUAGUAAUCAUGGUCAGUAGGUAAAAUGCUUCUUUUUUAGAUCUCCAAGUUUUAUUACACUGUUAAAUGUACAGAGAUGUGGACUCUGGGUAUUCUAAAUAGAUAUAACUUUGAACAGUGAGGACAUUUCAAAAGAUGUAGGUGGGCUGGUACAGAUUUUAACAUUUUGUUUCAGGAAGGCUUACAAAACGAAAAAGACAAGAUAUGGACACAAUUUGUUAUUCUCUGAGGCAAGAUUAAUAAAGUUCAGUACUGCUGGCA
Molecule: messenger RNA, 1319 nt
Organism: Brienomyrus brachyistius
Lineage: Eukaryota; Metazoa; Chordata; Actinopteri; Osteoglossiformes; Mormyridae
Product: troponin I, fast skeletal muscle-like
Exons: 7
Coding region: 479-844 (121 amino acids)
Biological process (GO): muscle contraction
Cellular component (GO): troponin complex
Source: RefSeq, a predicted model, not a curated record